Homalodisca vitripennis (glassy-winged sharpshooter) is the source of this 412-nucleotide messenger RNA. RefSeq names its product G-protein coupled receptor GRL101-like. NCBI's taxonomy places the organism in Eukaryota, Metazoa, Arthropoda, Insecta, Hemiptera, Cicadellidae. The record is from RefSeq and is a predicted model, not a curated record. The transcript has 5 exons. Gene Ontology annotation, molecular function: protein binding. Gene Ontology annotation, cellular component: plasma membrane. The coding region runs from base 11 to 412 and encodes 133 amino acids.
CUGCUCUCUGAUGUCCCCCCACUGCGACUGCCGGGAUGUCCACAUCAACUGUACAGGAAGAGGGCUGACACAUGUACCGGUAGACGCUGAGAAAGAGAUAACUUGGUUUUACCUUGGAAGCAACAACCUAAGUGAGACGAUGAACAACCAAACAUUCAUUCAUCUCGACAGGCUCAUUUAUCUAGAUCUGAGCAACAACAGCAUUGUUUACCUUCUUCCUGGAAUGUUCGCCACUCUCUGGCAACUGUCAGUGCUGGACCUCCACAACAACCAACUCACUCGCCUGGCUAACGGCUCCUUCACCGGUCUGGCGUCUGUCAAAGGCCUACACUUACAAGGCAAUAAGAUAGAGGUAUUGGAGACAAUGGCAUUCUACGGGCUUGACAUCGCUGAAGACGUUAGACUUGAGUGA